AUGUGCCACUCCGACAUCACCAUAAACACCUAUGAACGAAUCCGUCGUACAGGAAAGCUCGAAGCGAAUCGCACAACCCUUCAUGAAUGCAGGAGGUGGGAUCCGAUUGCCGAGUAUGCUCGUCAGCAUUGGCCAUCUCACGGUGGUCCAUUUCUGGAAAAUCCACAACUAGGUCUCAUAUACCCAACACACGUAAACGAGACUCAAGCUUAG
This is a messenger RNA of Pestalotiopsis fici W106-1, 213 nucleotides long. RefSeq lists its product as uncharacterized. Gene Ontology annotation, biological process: mycotoxin biosynthetic process. The coding region runs from base 1 to 213 and encodes 70 amino acids. The record is from RefSeq and is a predicted model, not a curated record. NCBI's taxonomy places the organism in Eukaryota, Fungi, Ascomycota, Sordariomycetes, Amphisphaeriales, Sporocadaceae. The transcript has 2 exons.